UUAUCUUCAUUACUUUCUACAAAUAUGUUUCAAGAUUAUUGUGCAGCUCAUGGUCUCCUCACUUCUGCUAAUUCACUUUACUGCAGUGAAGAAUGUCGGGAAUUGGAAGUUAAAGCAGACCAACAAUUAUUCAAUAGUAAUGAAAGCAAAAAAAAUUAUCACUAUGAUUAUAAUUAUGAUUAUAAUAACCCUAGUGAUUUAGAAAAUGAAGAUGAUCUAUAUGAAGAUUUACCUUUUAGUCCAAUGGAGCCAAUGAUUGAUGAUUUGGAUUCGGAUUAUCCACUGAGAUCGGCUUCAUUAUCAUCGGCUUCCUCAAAUGAAUCCUCCUUCCUAUAUGAAUGUUGUCUCUGCAAUUCGACUCAUUCACCAAAUGUUUCUUGCAAUGAAGUUGGUUUUAAUGAUAAUUUUUUCCUUAAUAACUUACCAAUUGAAAACUACAUUCAAAAGAAAAAUUCUGAAAAUCUUCCUCCUAGUUUAUCCUCGGAAGAUUAUCAAAAUUCUUUAAAGAAUAACCAUGAACUUAUCUUAUCAAAUUAUAGAAAAUGGCUUGUCAAUAUCGGGCCAAACUAAUCUCAGCAUGUUUUUUUCAUAUUCUUCCUUCAUUUCUUAGAGCUGGUCUCUACAUAGUCACAGUCAUGUCAAUCCUUGUUUUUUUCAUUUCUACAUUAUUUUUUAAAGGUUUUGACCGGUCCUUUUCCCCUUUGGUGUUUCUACUUAGUG
Messenger RNA from Hyphopichia burtonii NRRL Y-1933, 720 nucleotides. RefSeq lists its product as uncharacterized. The coding region runs from base 25 to 570 and encodes 181 amino acids. NCBI's taxonomy places the organism in Eukaryota, Fungi, Ascomycota, Pichiomycetes, Serinales, Debaryomycetaceae. The record is from RefSeq and is a predicted model, not a curated record. The transcript has a single exon.